UGGAAUAAAUGUUUCAUCUCUGAAAACAUCGCUGGCCAGGAUAAAGACAUGAACUUGUUGUGGCCCGGAGUCUUAGCAUGAAAUAUAGACUUUGUCAAACGUUCUCUGUCCAAAACCAACCAAGCGUGAAGUUUACGGUGCAUUUAGAUAUAUCUGUAACAGGAAAAACGUGUAUUUGACGAAAAAGUUUGAUUAGUCAUUUUUGUAUAUUACGCAAAAUAAAUUGUCUAAUAGUUUUACACGUACAACAGACAUUACGUGGGAUUAGAAAUCGAGUGUGUUCCUGAUUAACAUUAUAAGGUAUUAACAAGGUCGUUUAAAAUGGCACAUAGGAUUCCUAUUCAACAAGACGACUUAAGUUUCGAAGAACGACAAAGCAAAGUGUGGGAGGAUAUGGAAAAGGAUAUGGAGAGGAGAAGAAAGGAAUGGGAGGAUGAGAUUGAAAAAAUGAGGGGCGGAUUCUUCAAUCUCCGCCCUAGCAGCAAUGGAAAAAUCGAGGCCUUAACGGAUAAGCUUGGAAGCUCGGACGAUGCGAAAACUGUUAUUGAGAAAGAUCAGUUUGGACGGCCUGUGUUUCGUGUCCGAUUUAACGUGAGUGAGUACAAACCAGAGGAAGUCAAUGUGAAAAUGGAUGCACAAAAACUCAUUGUCAACGCCAAGCACGAAGAAAAGGCCGGUCAGCGAUCAGUGUCUCGUGAAUACAGCCGCGAAAUCAAUAUUCCAGACGAAAUCGACCCAAUGGCCCUGCACUGUACUAUAUCCUCUGACGGCGUUCUUACGGCUGAGGCUCUCAUGCCGGUCCCGAACUACGCACCCAUAACUGACAACACGGGGACCCAAAGGCUGGUCCAAAAUGUAAGCUCCCCCGUGUCCAGUACCCCACCCCGGAGCACCCCACCUAUGGGCAUCCAGGUACAAAACUUGCCCCCAACAACCCAUACGUCCACGUUUACAACGUUUAUGUCCCCUAAAAGCGGUACCGCAUCCCCACCCCAACCGCCUUACCCCGGGGCUAGCGCCAGUACUGCGCAUGUAACCAACACCAACAACCUUCAGCGCACCUACUCCGCUCCCCCUUCACACGUUACGUCAUCAUCCAGCACGAGUAAAUACGAAACCCGGAGCGGCUCGCAGUCCCCGGCAACGACAAUGGACAGGGAUAAAAAGUACCGCGUGGAGAUAGAUAUUGAAGACUUCAACCCGGAAGAUCUGAAUGUGAAAACUGUAGACAAGAAACUUGUGAUCAGUGCCAGGAAGGAGGAAAGGAUCGGGUCGCGGACCUCUACAAAGGAACUGAACCGAGAGUUUUCGUUACCGGACACAGUCGAUCCCAUGUCAAUUAAAGCCUUCUUUUCGGAGUCCGGGAAACUCUUAGUGGAAGCGCCUAUGAUGCGUCCCAUUAACGUGGGGCACUAUCCUGAAGCACGCGAAGGCAGUCCUCAUUUCGGAAUGGGUUCCCCUCUGUCCGGUCGAUGACAAUGAGAUAAUAUAUUAUUUAAUUAAUAUUCUUCUUUUUUUCGCUGUCAGUGAUAAAUAUCUUGUCUGCAUCCUUCAUGGUUAUCAAGUAUCUGGACUGGACUAUGAAUGAAAUAGGACAUUACGGUUUAUCAUGAUAUAUGACAGAUCUGCAUGUGAAAUCACAGCCUGCGUUGUAUUUUGUUUAGGAAUAUACAAUGUACUAGCAAUAAUUUCAAUUACCAAAGACUACUAGUAUUUCAAUGUUAAUCAACCUCAUAUUUGCUAAGUUUCUUUUGCUUCCUUUUUUUUUUUUUUUACACAAAAUUAAUGUGCAUUGCGGGUCAUUAUGAUAUUAUUUAUUAAUUUACUGUCUAAUAAAUACACAUAUAUGUA
Magallana angulata is the source of this 1851-nucleotide messenger RNA. RefSeq lists its product as uncharacterized. Gene Ontology annotation, molecular function: protein folding chaperone. Bases 322 to 1476 code for a protein of 384 amino acids. Gene Ontology annotation, biological process: protein refolding; response to heat. The transcript is spliced from 2 exons. The record is from RefSeq and is a predicted model, not a curated record. Lineage: Eukaryota; Metazoa; Mollusca; Bivalvia; Ostreida; Ostreidae.